UCAAGGAGGCUGAAGCUUAUAGCUUUUGAGUUUACAGGUCUAAACAAUGAGGAGGAAGAAGAGGAAUUCAUCUAUGGAAUCUGAUAGAGGAUGGUUGAGUUGUGAUAUGUCAGAAACAGUUUUUGGCUGGCCCCUUCAGAAAGUAACAGUUCCUAUUGAGACUAAGGAAGCUUGUCAAAAAUCAGAGAACGAUUUGAAGAGUAGGGAGGUUGAAGAAGAUGAAUAUGCAUCACCUGUAUCAAGGCCUGGUUGGCCUCUGCUUCGUGUAGCGAAUUCCGAAACCAUGAGUAGUCCUGCUAGAAAUUUCGAGACUAAGAUUUCUGUAGUCGAGUGGGUGAUGGGACUUCCGAGUCGAACAACGUUGUUUAAUCUGCAGCUUGCUAGAGAAAUGAAGUUCCUCAAUAAGAAAGACUCGCAAGGUUGCAGAAUAUUUAGCUACGCUGAAAUUAGGACUGCAACUUAUAAGUUCUCCUCAGAGAAUCUUAUUGGCGAGGGAGGGUGCAGCAGUGUUUACAGAGGAAUUCUUCGAUGUGGGAAAUCUGUGGCGCUGAAGAUUUUGAAAGCAUACAAGGAAGCUUGGGAUGAUUUUUGCUUGGAAGCCAACUUUGUGUCUUCAAUUAAGCACAAGCACAUUGCAUCUCUUAUUGGUGUGUGUGUGGAGGAUGACAAUCUUGUUUUAGUGUAUGAGCUGCUUCCGAGGGGGAGUUUGGAGGCGAACUUGCAUCAUUGUAAUGAUGGUUCUGUACUGCCAUGGGAAGUGAGAUUCAAUGUGGCAGUUGCAGUUGCUGAGGCUCUAAAUUAUCUCCACAGCGAACGCAGUCAGCCGAUUAUUCAUAGAGAUGUAAAAUCUGCAAACAUUCUUCUCUCAAGUGAUCUUCAGCCACAGUUAUCGGAUUUUGGGCUAGCUAUAUGGGGAUCAGUAGAUUCUAGUUAUGUGAUAAGUAAUGAUGUGGUCGGAACUUUCGGAUACAUGGCUCCAGAGUAUUUCAUGCAGGGGAGGGUCAGUGACAAGGUUGACGUUUAUGCCUUUGGUGUGGUUCUCCUCGAACUUUUAUCAGGAAGAAAGCCAGUAGAUGUUGAGGCCCCAGAAGGACAGGAGAGCUUAAUCAAGUGGGCAAGAAAGCUAUUGAAGAUUGGAGAUCGUACAGCAUUGCUGGAUCCCAAGCUAAAAGGGGACUAUGAUAUUGUCCAAAUGCGUAGAAUGUCGCUGGCAGCAAAUCUUUGCACAAAUCAUUCGGCUCAAGUUCGUCCACAUAUGAGGCAAGUGCUGAAACUCUUGAGGGGGGAGACAGAUGCUAAUGGGUCAGGCUAUUGUGAAAUCGAAGAACUGGAACCUGACUGGGAUUCAGUUUCCAGAGUGUCGGAGACAAAGGAUGAUAGCUUUUCAUCAUCAACUUCUACUGAUACAGUUUCAUCAUCAAGUUCUACCGAUACAGCAUCCAGUGCUGGAAAAACUCCCCGCUUUAAGUUGAGGGACUACUUGACAAUAGUUGGUCAUAGUUUUUGAAU
Molecule: messenger RNA, 1509 nt
Organism: Argentina anserina (silverweed cinquefoil)
Lineage: Eukaryota; Viridiplantae; Streptophyta; Magnoliopsida; Rosales; Rosaceae
Product: protein kinase STUNTED-like
Exons: 5
Coding region: 47-1507 (486 amino acids)
Biological process (GO): protein phosphorylation
Molecular function (GO): ATP binding; protein kinase activity
Source: RefSeq, a predicted model, not a curated record